UGAAGUGUGUUCUUUGUAACAUAACACAUAAGUUGUGACAGAUAACAGUAUUACCACUUGGAGUCACUGUGAUGCAUUCUGAAGCAAUACUUGGUUAGAAGGUACUCAUGCUGUUUUGUUUUUUAAGAUUAUGGCUGAGAUAAAAACAUUUAGACAUUGUGUAAGAACGCAGAGACUGACAGACAUACUGUCUUGUUGGAUAAGAGUGAGAGGCCCACUCAGGGCCCCAGCUGUGCCAGCUGUGCUUGUAGAUAGUAAGUUAGCCACUGGAAUCUCUGAAGGUCCAUUUUCUCAUCUCUGGGUAAUGGUACUUCUCCUGUAGGCUAUUGUGAGAAUAAAAUAAGAUGCAGGUAAAUCUCUCUGCCAUGAAGUCAGCUUUUUCCCCUCUGUGGGUGCUGAAGAAGCCAUACAUAAAGGAAAGAUCGAGGGUUUGAACAAUGUAAUGGUCUUUAAGUGGGUUCUGGAUAGCUUUAGAUGACGGUAUCAGUCGGCUGGAAGGUAGCAGAAUGAGGAGGAUUGUCAGUGGAGGGGUUUGAUCACUGCCUCUUGCUUACUCUUCAUCCAUUUAAACUUUUACACGCACUUCCAUGCUGUGCUUUGCUCUCCUAAGCUGUAGCACUGGGCAGAAAGAAGUACGUUGAAACAGAUGUUGCCCCUGGUGUCUUAUAGGAGCAACAGGUAUCAUCCAGCAAUUUGAUACAAAUGAGAAAAAUCUCCCCAGCACUGUGUACUGAGAAAUGAACCAAUACAUUCAGAUGGUUGUAAAUAAACCUGCCUAAUGUUUAUCCCCAAGAGGCAAGAACUGAAAAAUGACAGCCCAAAGGAGGGGUGGAAAUCUCUCUUCUGAAGUAAUAUAUUCUACCUAGCACCCACGAAGUAGGUUUGGUAAGCCACUGAGUUUUUGAGGUAAAGCAAAAAUCCUUCCUGGAGCCAAACCUGGGGUUUCAUGCCAGUUCUAUUCUGGAAUAUCUAUGUGUGGCCCUGAGACUGGCCUAAGUGUGACUUGUGGAGUUAAUGAUUACCCUAGCAGUUGUCUAAACUGCUUGGUUCUGCUGGGCUGCAAAGCAGUUAGAGUUUCCAGAGAGCAGCAUGUUCCCCUUGCUCUUUGGGGCUGGACUGGUAGUUCUGAACCUAGUCAGCUCUGCUAGGAGCCAGAAGACAGAACCCCUUAGUGGCUCUGGGGACCAGCCCCUCUUCCAUGGAGCGGAUAGGUAUGACUUUGCCAUCAUGAUCCCUCCAGGAGGCACAGAAUGCUUUUGGCAAUUUGCCUACCAGACUGGAUACUUCUAUUUCAGUUAUGAGGUUCAGCGGACACUGGGAAUGUCACAUGACCGGCAUGUUGCUGCCACUGCACAUACCCCACAGGGUUUCCUCAUAGACACCUCUAGGAAUGUUCGGGGCCAGAUUAACUUCUCUACCAAAGAGACAGGUUUUUAUCAGCUUUGUCUAGAAAAUCAGCAAAAUCGCUUUGGUUCUGUGCAAGUAUAUCUCAAUUUUGGAGUCUUCUAUGAGGGGCCUGAGAUGGACCACAAAGAGAAGAAUGAAAGAAAACAACUGAAUGAUACUCUGGAUGCAAUUGAGGAGAGUACACGAAAGGUGCAGAACAAUAUCUUUCACAUGUGGCGAUACUACAACUUUGCUCGCAUGAGAAAAACAGCUGACCUCUUCCUUCUCCAAUCAAACUACAAGUAUGUGAAUUGGUGGUCGACAGCCCAGAGCCUUGUGAUUGUCCUUUCUGGGAUCCUGCAGCUGUAUUUCUUGAAGCGUCUCUUCAAUAUCCCAACAACUACAGACACAAAGAAGCCAAGAUGCUAAGCUCACACAACUACAGUGCCCUGGCUCUUUUCUUCUGGGGUGCAAGCUUUGUCAAGUUAUUGGGAAAAAAUCAGUUUUUCUUGUUAGAAAAUUGUAGUUUAUUGCUCUCAUCUACACGGGCAAAUUAGCAAUAAAAUAAUAAAA
This is a messenger RNA of Hippopotamus amphibius kiboko, 1959 nucleotides long. It is a transcript of the gene TMED6, whose product is annotated as transmembrane p24 trafficking protein 6. Gene Ontology annotation, cellular component: Golgi apparatus; endoplasmic reticulum-Golgi intermediate compartment; COPII-coated ER to Golgi transport vesicle. The record is from RefSeq and is a predicted model, not a curated record. The coding region runs from base 1090 to 1815 and encodes 241 amino acids. The transcript has 4 exons. NCBI's taxonomy places the organism in Eukaryota, Metazoa, Chordata, Mammalia, Artiodactyla, Hippopotamidae. Gene Ontology annotation, biological process: endoplasmic reticulum to Golgi vesicle-mediated transport; Golgi organization; intracellular protein transport.